Molecule: messenger RNA, 549 nt
Organism: Anopheles gambiae (African malaria mosquito)
Lineage: Eukaryota; Metazoa; Arthropoda; Insecta; Diptera; Culicidae
Product: endocuticle structural glycoprotein ABD-5
Exons: 2
Coding region: 112-474 (120 amino acids)
Cellular component (GO): chitin-based extracellular matrix
Molecular function (GO): structural constituent of chitin-based larval cuticle
Source: RefSeq, a predicted model, not a curated record
UUGUCUUGGUAUCGCCGGCAAACAUAACCUUGACAGGCACACAGAUGCUAAAGACCGAAAUGUUUUAGUGUUGAUGUAUCGCUGUUGCAAACAGGACGGACUCAAGCAACGAUGCGUUCCUACAAGUGGAUCCUAGCAACGGUGGCAGUUGCACUGACCGUAACCGCGAUCCUGGCAGCGCCCGUUGGAGAAGAGGAACCCGACAUACUAUACUACGACAACGUGCGUGAUGAUCAAGGAUACUUUUAUUCCUACAAAACGAAGGAUGGCCAGAGUCGCCGGGAGCAGGGAUACAUUGAUCCCGAGUCGGGCAUUUUGCGUGUGACAGGGUCGUAUAAGUACAUCGGUACCGACGGUGAAACGUACGAGGUGUACUAUGAGGCGGACGAGAACGGGUAUCGCAUCGUUGGUAAGCCACCGCUGCCAGGCGCUCCCGGCAUCUCCAACACUGUGUUACUUUCGCUCGUCGGUUGAGGUGGGAAGCUGAUAACCGCUGAAAAUUAUUAUGAAUGUGCUUUAUGGAGAAAUAAAUUAGGAAUAUUGAGUGUA